Messenger RNA from Solea solea (common sole), 675 nucleotides. RefSeq names its product COMM domain containing 9 (gene commd9). Bases 67 to 654 code for a protein of 195 amino acids. The transcript is spliced from 6 exons. NCBI's taxonomy places the organism in Eukaryota, Metazoa, Chordata, Actinopteri, Pleuronectiformes, Soleidae. The record is from RefSeq and is a predicted model, not a curated record.
CGGCAGUGGCGUCGCAGCGGUUGUCUGUCACGUGACACGCAAUUCCUGUGUCACGUGCGAGUCAACAUGGCUGCCACAGUUUCCAGCGAACACUUCACAAACUUACAGCUUCUGUUGAAGGCUCCGUCCAAAGACGCAGUGAGAGACGUUUGUGUCCAGAGUCACAGAGCAGCGAGUCACAGCCUCGCUGAGGCCGCGGCGGCGACGUUAAACAUCUCUACAGCUCAGGCUGCUCAGCUCGUCCACUCGCUCCACGUCCUCUCCCGCCACGUCGUCUUCCACAGCCUCAGCUCUCCCGAGCAGAUCCUCGCUCUCUUCCCUGCGUCGUUCCACUCCAGCCUGAAGAACCUGAUCACCAAGAUCCUGCUGGAGAACAGUCCAACAUGGAGGACAGAGGCUGCUGGUGAUCACAUCUCCGUCCCUCAGCUGAAGCACGUGGACUGGAGAGUGGACAUGGUGACGGGCUCAGACUCACUCAGUCGUAUGUCAGUUCCCACCUGCCUGGUUCAGCUUCAGGUGGACGAUCCGUGUCCGUCGGCAGGCGGUGAGUCGGUUUCCACGGUGAUGGUGGAGCUGAGCAGGGAGUCUCUGGACACCAUACUGGACGGACUGGGACGCAUCAGAGACCAGCUGUCUGUUGUCGCCGGGAAAUAAAGCCUUUGUUUUUUUAAUUGA